Molecule: messenger RNA, 1704 nt
Organism: Pleuronectes platessa (European plaice)
Lineage: Eukaryota; Metazoa; Chordata; Actinopteri; Pleuronectiformes; Pleuronectidae
Product: protein AMBP-like
Exons: 7
Coding region: 438-1115 (225 amino acids)
Cellular component (GO): cell surface; plasma membrane
Molecular function (GO): serine-type endopeptidase inhibitor activity
Source: RefSeq, a predicted model, not a curated record
AGUCCAGCGAUUCACUGAUUAGUCAGAGGAACAAACACACUAUCACAUGCACACACGCACAAGAGACACGCCAAGGCAGAUACAGGUCUGCUCCCAACUUUUUUUGUCUUGUAGUUUUGUGGGAGAACAUUUACGCAAUUCUGUCUCAGAUUGACCUCGUGCAGCUACAGGAAGUCAGUGAGAGACGGAGCAUCAGGUGGACAGGUUGAAGGUCAGUGAGAUACGGAGCCUCAGGCAGACAGACAGGAGGUCAGUGAGGGACAGAGCCUCAGGCAGACAGACAGGAGGUCAGUGAGGGACAGAGCCUCAGGCAGACAGACAGGAGGUCAGUGAAGGACUGAGCCUCAGGUGGACAGAUUGAAGGUCAGUGAGAGACGAAGCCUCAGGUGGACAGAUUGAAGGUCAGUGAGGGACAGAGCGUCAGGUGGACAGACAGGAUGCAGAAAGCAGUGAGUCUGGUUUCUGUGCUGGUCCUGGGGUCAGUCUGGACCCUGCAGGGGGUCCACACACUGCCAGAAACUCUCCCCCUCCCACAGGAGGACUUCCAUCUGGACCAGUUCAUGGGGCGCUGGUUCGAGGUGGCGGUGGUCUCCACCUGUCCUCACUACAUGCAGCGCAAGAGGGGGAACCCCGUCGCCGUGGCACUGCAGCUGCAACGUGUUGCUUCUCAGGGCAACUUCACCAUGACGGCCACUUCUGUCAGGAACGGCUCGUGUCAGCAGACGUCCACAGUUUACGAUUUGACCGACACUCCAGGACGAUUCUUCCACCGUAAUCUCAGGUUCGAUGCUGAUGUUGAUUCCUUCGUGGUUGAAACCAACUACGAUGAGUUCGCGUUGAUGCUUCUGCUGAGCACAGAGAAACCGUCGGGGAAUAAAACCACCAGCAUCAAACUUUACAGUCGGACUGUGGAUGUGACUCCUGCCGUGCGGCUCAACCUCAAAACAUUGGUGAGACGACAUGGCAUGAGUGAUGAGGCCGUCAUCAUGAAUCACAAAAAAGAUGAGUGUGCUCCACGUGAGCUGGACACAGAGCCCCAUAUUCAGCCUCAGAUUUCUGCUCCCAAGAAGUCCAAGAGAAAUGUGGUGCCGCCUGUGGACUCUCUUUAUAUCUGACCAUCGGAGAGAACCUUUUAUUUUUAUUUUAGGAAACAAAUUCUGAUAAUGUAAAAUCUAUGGACAGAUUGUCUGUAUUCUUGUUUUUACAUUAAAAAAAGUGUAAAAAUAUAACACAUUGCAUUUCUGUGGAAUUUGAGCUUAUUAUAAAUGUUUGUUAAGCGACACAAGACGAGAAGUCUCGUCGACAGACUGGAGGGGACGAUCAUCACAUGAUCCUGAGGUCACACAGUCAAUGACUCAUCAAAUCGAAUCAACUGAGCAAGAGGAAUUAUUUCCUUAAUUGAUUAAACACCUUUAUUCCAGAUUUCUUAUGGAUACAAAACGUUGGGUUUGUUCAAAUGAAUGUGUGAUGUAGCUGGUUUGCCAAAAAAGUGAUUCCGUUGAGUGCAACUGACCUUUCAGAUAAUACUGAAAAUGAAAUUAAUAAAAAACUACUGGAAUAUCCCAUAACUUUCAAACAAUCAAUCAAGAAAAUUUAAAUAGAAAUAUUCAUGUCUUUCUGCUGUGUAUUUUGACAUCCUGCCAUGUUCUAUGUCAGUGACAUCACUUUGUAAUUAAGUAUUCUAAAUAAAAGAACUGAAUAGGA